AUGACAUUGAAAACCGCCUCAACAACCACCAACACAACCAUCACAAUAACCGAAACCAACCCCAAAGAAUCAGUUCCUCCCAGAACCUCGCCUUUAACCCAAAUCCUCCACCACAGCCAUGUAACAACAGACUUCGACCCGCACCGCUUCCAAGCAGCCGCAGCCCAACAAUUACAACCCCGACGAAAAUCCCAAGAAACAGAUACUCGCCUCAUCACCUCACCCUACAACAGCGCCACCCACCUACUGGAUAUAUCGAAAUUGGAACAACAAGACCGCCUCCUCGCAUUGGCAUUGACAUAUCUGAAGCCCACGCGGGCCGACUAUGCCACGGCGCCAUAUACAGAGUCCUUCAAUUGGACGGAAGUAUUCGAGUUGUUGAAGGCAUUCUCCGAGUCGGAGGACCUUACGUGGAAGAGACGUUCCUAUUAUGUUGUUAUUUUCCGGUCUACACUGUUGCCGGAUGUUGAUUCGGAUUAUUUGUAUGCGCUUGAUGCGCAUUCACAUCGGGAGGCUAUGGCUAGUGGAGGUUUGUUAAAGUAUUGGUUUGGGGCUAAGGAUGAGCUCGGGAGGAAUUUGGCCACUUGUAUUUGGCGGAAUCAGGAUGAUGCUAGACUUGGUGGUCGGGGGCCGUGGCAUGCUCGUGCGAGAGCUGCUGCGUCAGUUGUUUAUGAACAGAUCUUGUUCACGACGCUGUGGUUAAGUAUUGGGGAUGGGGUUGGAUCGUGGGAUCUGAGUGAUUGGAAAGAGAAUGCAGCUUGA
Molecule: messenger RNA, 762 nt
Organism: Penicillium antarcticum
Lineage: Eukaryota; Fungi; Ascomycota; Eurotiomycetes; Eurotiales; Aspergillaceae
Exons: 2
Coding region: 1-762 (253 amino acids)
Source: RefSeq, a predicted model, not a curated record